GCAUGCUGUAUACGCGAAAGGAGAAAAGCAUGCUGCUUGAUGUUUGUAUAAAUAUAUUCAUAUAUUAUGAUGUAUUAAGGUUUUAACAAGAAAAAUAAUUAUUGUAGAGAAAUCUUAAAUUAAAAAGAAACAAAUCAUGUCAAAAGAAUGUGUACUUUCAAAAUUAUUUAUUUCUUGUCAGAAACACGGAUAUCUUACACCUAUGUUAUCAAAUAAAAAUAUUUUAGGCUUUUCUUAUGGUCCGUUGGGAACAGAACUGUAUAGGAAUAUUGUUCACGAAUGGUGGAAUUCAGCUGUGAGAUUUGCAAAUAUACCCGUAUUUCCAUCGUCAUUGUCAAUUAAGGAACAGGCAAAUUUUUCUUCUUUAGUUUAUGAUACAUUACAGCAAUAUUACAAACAAACUUUGGAAUGGGUAGGCGGAAAAGUUCCCUUCGGAAUUGCAAAUAUCAGAGAUUAUGUAAAUACAUCCAAGAUUCCCAACGAAAAUGCUAUUAUCGAUUAUGAAGAAAAAGAAAUAGUUAAAGCAUGGACACCACAAAAAUGGACUAGUUUAAAUUUAUUUUACAUUUGUUCACCUAAAAAACCUUUUAUAUGGUUGGAUCAUUGGCAUAAACAUCGUCUUAACUGGUGGAGAAAGUUUAUAGGUUGUCCUUCCGAUCUACUUGUGACAGAUAUUUCCCAGAAGGAAGAGAAUAAACAUGAAUUAGAUAUUCAGUAUAAAUUUCCGUGGGGAAUAGAAACUGUAGAGAAAUUAACAAAUUUAGGAAGUUCCCCAAUGAAUUUACUGAAAGAUAAAAUGGGAAUUGAUUGUAAUGUUAAAGAUGGAAGAAAAAUCAUUGUUCCACAUAUGAUCACUUGCGAAUCUUCUCUUGAUUUAGCUGUGAUGAUGUAUCUUUUGGAUGCUUUUCAAGAAAAGGAAAGGAUGGAUAAAAAAAGACAGGUUAUGAAAUUGCAUUUUAAAUUAGUUCCUUAUAAAGUAGUCAUUGCCAGUCCUGCCAGUGUGGGGAAUGCCACUAAAGUUCAAGAUCUGACAGAUUACAUCACAAUGGAAUUAAAGAAAGGUGGCAUAACUGUGUUUCCUAAUCCUGACCUUAAUACUCCUGCAUCUUUAGAAUUUCAGUUUGCUAGAUUUGACGAAAUGGGAAUCCAAUAUUCUGUAAUCAUCAACGAUAAUACACUUAAAACAGGAAUUAUUGGUUUGAGAAAUCGUGAUACUAAUUUAAAAGAGCAAGUUCAUGUGACAGAAUUAAAGGAUUCUUUGAUGCUAUACCUUAACAUAAGAUAUUUAAAUAAUUUUUUUCCAAUAAGCCAAUUAUGCAUUUGUCCAGGUGCACAGUGGGGUGGCCAGGUGGUGGUGAGAGAUGACAUGACAUAUCUGGAUAGACCACCUCUGAAAAUUUUUGGUUUUUCUCAAGUGAUUUUUCAAGGCAUGUCUUUUGUCCAGUGACAGUGUAAUAAUAAGUUUUGUUUACAGUGUAAUAACUCUAGCAAUAAAGAAAGGUCAAUGUAGUGUUCACAAGUAUAUAUGAAGACUAGACAAGAAGCAUAUCAUAGUAAAAUUAUCAAUAAAUUCUCUUGUAGGAAUUAAAUAAUAAUUUUUAAAUUAGUAGUAGUUACAGAAAGUAUUCUCCUCUUUUUAGAAUUACUUGAACUAAGUGAAACAUAUGUUCAAGUUCAAAUGAUUCUGAAGAUAAGAAUUAUUCUAAAAAGUAACAAUGAGACAAUUCAUUAGAAAAAUAAAGUUGUAUAUCAGUUUAUUUUUGUAAUUAUUUUGUA
Molecule: messenger RNA, 1776 nt
Organism: Centruroides sculpturatus (bark scorpion)
Lineage: Eukaryota; Metazoa; Arthropoda; Arachnida; Scorpiones; Buthidae
Gene: DNApol-gamma35
Product: DNA polymerase subunit gamma-2, mitochondrial-like
Exons: 10
Coding region: 137-1447 (436 amino acids)
Biological process (GO): mitochondrial DNA replication
Cellular component (GO): cytoplasm; mitochondrion
Source: RefSeq, a predicted model, not a curated record